AUAUGAAGUUGUUGGUGUGGUAACUGAGAUUGGUAGCAAGGUGGAGAAAUUUAAGGUUGGUGACAAAGUAGGUGUGGGAUGUUUGGUAGGAUCAUGUCGCAAAUGUGAAAACUGUGACAACAAUCUCGAGAUUUACUGUCCCGAUCAUAUAAUGACAUACAAUGGUAUUUACACCGAUGGAACCACCACGUAUGGAGGUUACUCUGAUAUCAUGGUAACGGACGAGCACUACGUGGUUCAUUGGCCGGAGAACUUGCCAAUGGAAGCUGCUCCAUUGCUAAAUGCUGGAAUCACAACUUAUAGUCCUUUGAAAUAUUUUGGACUUGACAAACCUGGAAUGCAUAUUGGUGUUGUUGGUCUUGGUGGCCUUGGCCAUAUAGCUGUGAAAUUUGCCAAGGCAUUUGGAACUAGAGUGACUGUUAUUAGUACAUCUGCUAGUAAGAAACAAGAAGCAAUUGAGCGUUUGGGUGCGGACUCAUUUUUGGUUAGUCGCGACCCUGACCAAAUGCAGGCUGCAGCGGGCUCGCUUGAUGGCAUCAUUGACACUGUCUCUGCAGUUCACCCACUUCUUCCAUUGAUUAAUUUGUUAAAAACUCAUGGGAAGCUUGUAAUAGUUGGCGCACCAGAUAAACCACUAGAGUUGCCUGUAUUUCCCUUGCUUUUAGGAAGGAAGCUAGUAGCAGGGAGUGCCAUAGGAGGGAUAAAGGAGACACAAGAGAUGGUAGAUUUCGCGGCAAAGCAUAACAUUACACCAGAUGUUGAAGUCGUGCCAAUGGACUAUGUGAAUACAGCUAUGGAGCGUCUCGCGAAAUCGGAUGUCAAGUACCGUUUUGUGCUUGACAUUGGGAAUACAUUGAACAAGAGUUAAGACACUGGACUUCUUGUUGUCUCAUAUCUCUGUAUUUUGGGGCAAGAAAACUAGAAUUUGGCCGACCAUGUGUGUUUGUUAGUCUAUUAAGAACCGGAUUGCAUAAUGUAUUUUGCCAUAUAUAGGCUUA
Molecule: messenger RNA, 998 nt
Organism: Nicotiana attenuata
Lineage: Eukaryota; Viridiplantae; Streptophyta; Magnoliopsida; Solanales; Solanaceae
Product: 8-hydroxygeraniol dehydrogenase-like
Biological process (GO): lignin biosynthetic process
Molecular function (GO): cinnamyl-alcohol dehydrogenase activity
Source: RefSeq, a predicted model, not a curated record